Molecule: messenger RNA, 2106 nt
Organism: Helianthus annuus (common sunflower)
Lineage: Eukaryota; Viridiplantae; Streptophyta; Magnoliopsida; Asterales; Asteraceae
Product: protein HOTHEAD
Exons: 6
Coding region: 168-1940 (590 amino acids)
Molecular function (GO): oxidoreductase activity, acting on CH-OH group of donors; flavin adenine dinucleotide binding
Source: RefSeq, a predicted model, not a curated record
CCAUCCUAUUUAUUCCAAAGCAGAUGUCAAAUGUGAAUAUAAUUGUAAUGAAGAUUACACAGAGUAGCAGACCAACCAGAUUUGGCCACAGAGUUUGAAAGUUCAAGGUGCAAAUUAUACUGUGUUCAUUGUCUCCAUCUUCCCCUACCUCUCUUGCUCUUUCUCCAAUGGCACUCAACAACCACCACCAUCUUUCUCUCUCCCUUUUUCUUCUAUCUUUUAUUCUUGCCACUCUUAUCACCUCUAGUCAAGGUGAUCAGAGGGUGUGGCAAGAUCGGUACCCAUUCAUCCAACGGGCGAGUUUGUUUUCAUCAUCAGAAUCCUACGGUGGAGAAAAGGAGUAUGACUACAUAGUUGUAGGUGGUGGGACCGCAGGGUGUCCACUGGCAGCAACACUAUCACAAAAUUACAGCGUGUUAUUACUAGAGAGAGGUGGUGUCCCUUUUGCAAACAUAAAUGUGUCCUUUUUGUCAAAUUUCCAUAUUACCCUUGCGGACACGUCAGCAAGUUCUGCUUCGCAGUUUUUUGUAUCCACCGAUGGAGUGUUUAAUGCGAGAGCUAGGGUGUUGGGUGGUGGUACUUCUAUUAAUGCUGGAUUUUACACACGAGCAAGCACAAGAUAUGUUAAAAAAGCAGGGUGGGAUGCAAAAUUGGUGAAUGAAUCGUACCCAUGGGUCGAAAAGCAAAUUGUUCAUGAGCCCAUAUUCGAACCAUGGCAACGAGUGGUUCGAGACAGUCUUGUAGAAGUUGGUAUUGCACCAAACAAUGGGUUCACCUAUGACCACUUGUACGGUACAAAAGUUGGCGGAACAAUUUUCGAUAAGUAUGGCCGUCGACACACUGCCGCAGAGCUACUAGCCUCCGCAAACGCAAAAAACCUCGAUGUUUUGAUUCAUGCCCGGGUUCAAAAAAUCAUUUUCGACACUACCGGUUUAAAACCGAGGGCGGUUGGGGUACACUUCAAAGACGAAAACGGGGCGCAACAUGUGGCCCAUAUCUCAAAACGACGGAGGAGCGAGGUAAUAGUAGCGUGUGGGGCCAUAGGAAGCCCACAACUACUAUUGCUUAGUGGAAUAGGACCGAAGGCUGAUCUCGAGAAGCUGAACAUUUCAGUGGUGCACGAUAACAAAUUUGUCGGGAAACAUAUGUCCGAUAACCCUUUGAACUCUAUUUUUGUGCCGUUUAAUAGGCCUGUUAAUCAGUCGUUAAUUGAAACGGUUGGGAUAACGAAAAAGGGCGUGUACAUUGAAGCAAGCAGCGGGUUUAGUCAGUCCCCCGAUAGCAUUCACUGCCACCAUGGUGUCGCCUCGGCUGAGAUUGGGCAACUUUCGACUAUUCCACCAAAAAGACGGACACAAGAAGCCAUCGAAGCGUUUAAACGAAACAAGAAAGAUCUCCCACAUGAAGCAUUUCACGGCGGUUUCAUAUUAGAAAAAAUCGCUUACCCAAAGUCAAAAGGGCAACUAGUUUUAAACAACACAAAUGUCGACGAUAAUCCAAUCGUCACUUUUAACUACUUUAGCCACCCGAAAGACCUCCGACAAUGCGUGAAAGGGAUCCAUAUUGUGAAAAAACUCCUGCGGUCCAAACCUUUCCUUAAUUUCACCAAAGGUAACAAACAAACGGUUGAAAAGUUGCUCAACAUGAGCAUAACCGCAAACAUCAAUAUGAUACCACGACAUACAAACGACACAAAAUCGCUCAAGCAGUUUUGUAAAGACACCGUAAUCUCAAUUUGGCACUACCAUGGCGGAUGCCAUGUCGGACAUGUGGUGAACAAGGAUUAUGAGGUCAUUGGGGUCCAUAGGCUUCGAGUCAUCGAUGGGUCAACCUUUCAUGAAUCCCCCGGCACGAACCCCCAAGCCACAGUUAUGAUGUUGGGCAGGUACAUGGGUGUGAAGAUAUUACGAGACAGAUUAGGAAGAUCGGCAGGUUUAUGAAUGAAGCGGCUGUAGAAAACAUGCGAUAUGGACGAUGCAGGAGAUAAUUUCCCGUGUACCGUAUGUAAUUUGUGUCAACAAAAUCAAUCAUCAAGAACUGAUAUGUAGAAAUUUAGGUAAGAAAAGAAUGAAAAGGUCAACAUUUUGACUUUUUUACUUUCUUUUG